This is a messenger RNA of Juglans microcarpa x Juglans regia, 1026 nucleotides long. RefSeq lists its product as uncharacterized. Lineage: Eukaryota; Viridiplantae; Streptophyta; Magnoliopsida; Fagales; Juglandaceae. The record is from RefSeq and is a predicted model, not a curated record. The coding region runs from base 1 to 1026 and encodes 341 amino acids. The transcript has a single exon.
AUGGAUAAGGCUUGGAUGCAUAUUGAAGACAGAUUGUAUUCCACUGAGUAUGAUGAAGGUGUUAGACAAUUCUUAGCCAUGGUGCAAGCUCAUGCAUCGACAGCUGAUCAGAUUAGAUGUCCAUGUAGGAGAUGCAGGAAUAGAGCUUUCUACUCUAUUCGUAUCGUGGAAGAUCAUUUGUUUUUAAGAGGGAUUGAUCCAACCUAUACAGAAUGGAUUUCCCAUGGAGAAGAGGAGCCGAUCCUAAAUUCUACAUUCUCUGAUGAAGAAGAUGAUGAUGCAUAUUCUUAUAAUCACUACAUCGAUGAUGUGGAUGAGAUGUUAGAUGACAUUCGUCAUGGGUCGUUUAUGGAUAAUUCCUUCUGCAAUGAUGGAAAUGCAAAUGAUAAUUAUCAAUCCUGCACCUCUAAUGCGCCAACCAACUAUAAUUUCGAUGAGUUAGUUGCCGAUGCACAACGACCACUUUAUCCUGGAUGUGCUAAGUUCUCGAAGCUAUCAUUCAUCAUCAAGCUGCUUCACAUCAAGAGCAUAGGUGGUUGGAUUGUGAAGUCCUUUGACAUGAUAAUCAAGCUUUUGCAAGAUGCAUUUCCCGACGCUCUAUUCCUAGAUUCAUAUAAUGAUACUCGUCGCAUAGAGCGUGGGUUGGGCUUUAGUUAUGAAAAGAUACAAGUGUGCCCAAAUGACUCUGUGUUGUUCUGGAAGGAGAAUGCAUCGUACAAUGAAUGCCUUAAAUGUAAAGCAUCUAGGUGGAUUGUGAGCACAAGUGAGCAGCGGAUCGUACCACAAAAGGUUCUUCGAUACUUCCCCCUGAAGCUGCACUUACAGAGGUUGUUUAUGUCAACGAAGACAGCCCAAGCCAUGAGAUGGCAUAAAGAUGCAGUGUUGAUGAUCCAAUGUGCAUGUGACAUCCAGCAGAUUCAAGGGUAUGGAAAGACUUCGAUAACAAACAUGUUGUAUUUUCUCAUGAUCCUUGCAAUGCUAGACCUGGUUUGGCGAGUAAUGGGUUUAACCCAUUCAAUAACAUGA